GUGUGAAGGGGGGGCUCCGGGGGGCGGGUCCCUGUGCCGCUGACGUCCCGAGCAGUGCUGGGAAGUAUAGGCUGUGUUGUCACGCCGGUGUCAGUCUGAUGAAGAUUGGCAUCAGGUGAAGUCUGGAGCAGGACUCUGAGGCUUUCCGUCCUCCAUGCGGCUCACCAGAAAAGGAACUGCGAACUGUGAUUUGGCUCUAGCUGACAGGAAGAAUUUCUGGCCCAGCUGGAAGUGAGAAGAGGGAGUGAGUCUCCUGAGGGCCAUCCUAGAGGCUGCCAGGAUCACCCGAACAAUCCUCGAUGUGAAUCAAUCCCAUGAUGCAACAUGCCUCCCCAGCCCCUGCUCUGACGAUGAUGGCCACGCAGAAUGUCCCUCCCCCACCCUACCAGGACAGCCCGCAGAUGACGGCAACUGCUCAGGCACCCUCCAAGGCCCAGGCUGUCCACAUCUCGGCACCCUCGGCUGCUGCCAACACGCCUGUGCCCAGUGCCCCCAUUGACCCCCAGGCCCAGCUGGAGGCUGACAAGCGAGCUGUGUACAGGCACCCUCUUUUCCCGCUCCUGACGCUGCUGUUUGAGAAAUGUGAACAGGCCACCCAGGGCUCUGAGUGCAUCACCUCCGCCAGCUUUGAUGUGGACAUCGAGAACUUUGUCCACCAGCAGGAGCAGGAGCACAAACCCUUCUUCAGCGAUGACCCAGAACUGGACAAUCUGAUGGUGAAGGCAAUCCAGGUCCUGAGAAUCCACCUGCUGGAGUUGGAGAAAGUCAAUGAACUCUGCAAGGACUUUUGUAAUCGUUACAUCACCUGCCUCAAAACCAAGAUGCACAGCGAUAACCUGCUCAGGAAUGACCUCGGGGGGCCCUACUCCCCCAACCAGCCCUCCAUAAACCUUCACUCCCAGGACCUCCUGCAGAAUUCCCCCAAUUCCAUGUCUGGAGUCUCCAAUAACCCCCAGGGGAUUGUGGUCCCAGCCUCAGCGCUCCAGCAGGGCAACAUCGCCAUGACAACCGUCAACUCACAAGUGGUGUCAGGUGGAGCCUUAUACCAGCCAGUUACCAUGGUAACCUCCCAGGGUCAGGUGGUCACCCAAGCAAUCCCCCAGGGAGCCAUCCAGAUCCAGAACACACAGGUUAACCUUGACCUCACCUCCCUCCUGGACAAUGAGGAUAAGAAGUCCAAGAACAAACGAGGAGUCUUGCCCAAGCAUGCCACCAAUAUAAUGCGUUCUUGGCUCUUCCAGCAUCUCAUGCACCCCUACCCCACGGAGGAUGAGAAGAGGCAGAUUGCAGCCCAGACAAACCUUACCCUCCUGCAAGUAAAUAACUGGUUCAUCAAUGCCCGGAGGCGCAUCCUGCAGCCCAUGCUUGAUGCCAGCAACCCAGACCCUGCCCCUAAAGCCAAGAAGAUCAAGUCACAGCACCGGCCCACCCAAAGAUUCUGGCCCAACUCCAUUGCUGCGGGGGUGCUGCAGCAGCAGGGUGGUGCCCCAGGGACAAACCCCGAUGGUUCCAUCAACUUGGACAACCUGCAGUCCCUGUCCUCAGACAAUGCCACCAUGGCUAUGCAGCAGGCUAUGAUGGCUGCACACGAUGACUCACUGGAUGGGACAGAAGAAGAGGAUGAGGAUGAGAUGGAAGAGGAAGAAGAAGAGGACCUGGAGGAGGAGGCCGACGAGCUGCAGACGACGAAUGUCAGCGACCUGGGCUUGGAACACAGUGACUCUCUGGAGUAGUCGGGCAGCCCAGAUGGCACUGAUCACCAAGCAGGAGAGGAGUGUCGUCAGAAGGGCUUCAGGGUGCGAGGGAAGGGGACAUGGGCAGGCAGCACCAAGGAAGUUGGGCCUUAGCUUCCCAAAAUCAGUAGCUUGAAGAAAUGCAGAAGAGACACCUGCUCCCUCCCAACCACCAAGCUUCGAUGAGGACCCAGCCCCACUUCCCUAGAACUGCGGAGGACUCCAUCUAGCGGAGCCAGUCACGUAGCCUGUAUGGAAAGGCAGGAGUGAGAUCUGGACUCACCAAAUCCCUGAGGACAAAUGGCAUCCAUGGCCCUCCACUGAAGGACUUGAGUUGUUUACAAGCCCUGCACUGUGAGGUGGAUCGGUGCUGUUGGCAGAGUGAACCUUUGCCAGGGGACAGAGUUAGGAGGAAAGGGAGAGACAAAGGGGGUUUGGGUUUUACCCUCAGAAGGUUCUUAGCUCCUUUGAGAGACAUUCAAGGGUGGGAGGGAGCCCAAAAACAUAACCAGUGGCUGGAGGAGUGGGGGGACCUGAGACAUCACAUCUUGCAGAUCUGAGUGGGGCCUGGAUUCCUUCAGGCUCCAGCUCAUUCCUCCAAGACCCUACUCUGGGCAGGGGCAGCCAUGGACUUGGGAGAGAGGGAUGGGAGUGAGCAGAGCCGCCUCCUCUCUCCCCUAGAAACAGACGGUGAGCUGGUGGGCUCAGAUUGUAGGAGGUUAAGAGGAGUCCCUUCACCUGGGUUGGCUCCAGGACCCAAGGAGAUGGCUGAACCUGGGCUAGGAGCCAUAUCAAGGUGACUUUGGGGACCACAGCCAUCCCUGGGUGGUCGCAGAACUCAGCUUCUAUAACAACAGGACAGUGGUGUCUUAUCCCAAAUGUUCCAGCCCUCAGAUGGAGCUCCUCAGAUGUUCUACCCCCUUCAUAGACCAUCAGAGAGGGUGGAGCCAGGUUAGCUUGGAAUCUGUCCACCCCUCAAGUCCCUCAUGGCCGUCCCUCUGCUCCCAGGCUGGCUCCAUCGGCCUCUGUCCUCUCUUCUUCAUUCUAUCCUUCAGAGAAGGCAGAAGAAACAUUGGAAAGAAGCAUCCAGCCCAAUGGGAAGCCGGGGGCUGGAGAAGGUGCUACAUCCCUCCUCCCUUCAAUAUCCAAAGGUGGGGGAGGGCCCAGAGAAACGGACCCAGGAGCCAAUUGGUGCCCCACCCUGCCUGCCUCACUGUUCUACACACUACCACCAUACACAGCACAGGAGGAACUGGGGCCCCGUGAGCAGCAGGCUGUCCACCAUCUGCCCUAACACACACACUCCCACCCCAACUUCCAGGCCAUCAUGAUUGGCACCCCCUCUUCCCGGCCCCUCUCACCCCAUGGCUAUGAAUGACAGGACUGAUGACACGUGUGUUUUCCAUUGGAUUUAAUUUAAUGGACCUGCAGUUUCAUUUGUAAAUUGUGCAUCAGCCAUCUCCUUCAGUGGCAGGAUGUGAGUGGCUGCCUGGCUCAACUUGAGGGGACCCUCAGGGCCCUGUGGGGCUUCCCCUCCCCCACCUGGUUGGGGCGGAGCAAAAGGAUGGUUGCUUUCCUGAGGUCUCCCUGAAAUGAAUGUAUUUCUCCCCCAAAAGAGCUGAUAUUUAAUGUUUUAAUAGGGAUUUUUGAGAAACAAAUAACCUUAUUUAUAAUCUGGGUGAUCCAAUCAUUUUUUACUCCCUUUUGAUGCUAUAGGUAGAGGAAAGUCUAGCUUUUUUGGCGUGAGACUUUUGCAACGUGCAGUGGGAUAAAAGACAUUGCCUUUUCUGGUUCUUUUGUCUUGUUAAAACACACACACACACACACACACACACACAAACACCCUUCCACUUACCACUUUGGACAGGCGUCCCACCCCAGCACAGGCACACCCGCACACACGUGCCCCUGCGUGUCCUCCUCCCAGCCCCCUCCACCCGCCUAAUGUUAUGCAACCUCCUUCUGAUGUAUCCACCAAACCAGUACUGAAUGUGGCCGAGUUUUCAGUAAAUAUUAUUACCUACCGUAA
Messenger RNA from Ceratotherium simum simum (southern white rhinoceros), 3762 nucleotides. RefSeq names its product PBX/knotted 1 homeobox 2 (gene PKNOX2). Lineage: Eukaryota; Metazoa; Chordata; Mammalia; Perissodactyla; Rhinocerotidae. Gene Ontology annotation, molecular function: DNA binding. Gene Ontology annotation, biological process: regulation of DNA-templated transcription. The record is from RefSeq and is a predicted model, not a curated record.